UGCUCUAGGGCAUCAGGUGAAUCAGGCGAUACGAGGAUUCCCCUCAAUGUCACUUCUCCCAGUUUUCUGUCACCUGAUUUUUUUUGCCCAAAAACUGAGACAGCAUUAACGAGGCCACCACGAGCAUCUUUGUAGACGCGACCAUGGAUCGAAUCCAGGAUUGUAGCCCUACGACGUUGGUCUUAGUUACAGCGGUGGUGAUUUUGGUCGUUGCCUACAUGUUCAAGAGUUUGCUGGAAAAGAAACCGGAAAAUCUUCCGCCUGAGGUACCGUCCAGCAUCCCAUGGCUUGGUCAAGCUGUCAGUUUUGGCCAGCGCCCUCUCGAGUUCCUAACAGAGGCAUAUGAAAAGCAUGGCGCUGUCUUCAGCUUCACAAUGGUGGGGAAGACAUUUACAUUUCUGGUUGGAUCUGAGGCAUCAGCACUGCUGUUUAACAGCAAGAAUGAAAACUUGAAUGCAGAGGAGGUGUACAGCAAGUUGACGACCCCUGUGUUUGGACGAGGGGUGGCAUAUGAUGUCCCCAAUCAUAUUUUCCUGGAGCAGAAAAAGAUGUUUAAGACUGGUCUGAACAUUGCCCGUUUCAAGCAACAUGUCCCUAUGAUAGAAGAAGAGACAGUGGAAUACUUCAAAAGAUGGGGAGAUGCAGGAGAAAGAGAUAUAUUUGUCGCCCUGUCAGAGCUGAUCAUCUUAACUGCCAGUCGCUGCUUACAUGGAAAAGAGAUCAGAUCAGUGCUAAAUGAGGAAGUAGCCCAGCUGUAUUCUGAUUUAGAUGGCGGUUUCAGUCAUGCAGCUUGGCUUUUACCUGGAUGGCUGCCACUCCCUAGCUUUAGAAAAAGGGAUGCAGCUCACAAAGCCAUUAAGCAGGUGUUCUACAAGGCCAUUGCUAAAAGACGAGAGUCCCAGGAAAAAGAGGAUGACAUGUUGCAGACUUUACUGGACUCUACUUAUAAAACAGGCCGUCACCUCACAGAUGAUGAAGUAGCUGGUAUGUUGUUGGGACUUUUAAUGGCUGGCCAGCAUACAUCUUCUACAACAAGUGCUUGGUUAGCCUUCUUCUUGGCUAAAAAUAAAGAUAUUCAGGACCAAUUAUAUGAAGAACAGGUGUCUGUGUGUGGGUCAGACUUGCCACCAUUACAGUAUGACCAGUUGAAGGACCUCACCCUCCUGGACAGGUGUCUGAAAGAGACUCUCAGGCUCAGACCACCUAUUAUGGUUGUUAUGAGAGAGUGCAAAACACCACAGAAAGUGAAAGGAUACACAAUACCCCCAGGUCACCAGGUAUGUGUGUCACCAACUGUCAACCACAGCCUCAAAGACCAAUGGGGACAGGACAAUGACCAGUUUAGACCCGACAGGUUUCUCUCCGACGAAACUUCCAACAGUGAAAAGUUUGCCUACAUUCCUUUCGGAGCUGGACGCCAUCGCUGUAUUGGGGAAAUGUUUGCCUAUGCCCAGAUCAAAACGAUAUGGUCCGUCCUGCUUCGAAAAUAUGAAUUCGACUUAGUGGAUGGGUAUUUCCCCUCAGUGAAUUAUACAACCAUGAUCCACACGCCUUAUAAACCUGUUAUUAGGUAUAAGAAGAGGUCGAGACCACUCUGAUGAUGUAGCAAAAUUAUCAAAAUUCUUGUCAUUAAUUUUUUUUUUUUACUAGAGUGGUUAAUUAUUUCUUAAAGUUGAAUUUAUUGCGUAGUGGUAAAUAAAUUAUACCGUGGUAAUUUUAAUUAAGCUAAUUCAUUGUACUGCGGUGGAAAUUCUAUAAAAUGGAAUACAAAUCUACCGAACAGGUUAGAAACCAAAGGACUGGAAAGACUUGCUUGAUACUUAUAGUAACAUGUUUGUUGCCCCCACCAGACGCUGACUGAGAGGUGACGCAAUUGUGCAUAAAUCCUACCUGAUCAUUUAACUAAAAUGUGCACAGCUAAUAGUGAAUGCCUAGAGAAAUAUCGGUGAACAUGUAGUAAAACGUUCUAUGGCCCUUGCAGAGGGUAACAUGUUCAUAAUCUCAGGAUAAAUGAAGGAGGGAGCGAAGCAGUAUUUUUAAUCGACAUUGCAAAACCGUCUUGAUACUUAACCGUCUGAAUGAAUAUUAACUAUAUUAAGUUUUGUUAAAUUAAGUGUUUUAAAUGGAUUGCUUUAAACUAUUCAUACUUUUGUCUGAAAUGAGAUCUGUAAAUAUUGUAUGCGUUUCUACAUUGUUAUUCAAUAUACAAUUUGUUAAAAGUAAAAAAGAUGAAUGGUCA
Messenger RNA from Lingula anatina, 2239 nucleotides. Its product is annotated as lanosterol 14-alpha demethylase. NCBI's taxonomy places the organism in Eukaryota, Metazoa, Brachiopoda, Lingulata, Lingulida, Lingulidae. Gene Ontology annotation, molecular function: oxidoreductase activity, acting on paired donors, with incorporation or reduction of molecular oxygen; heme binding; monooxygenase activity. The record is from RefSeq and is a predicted model, not a curated record.